CCGUCCCUGGAGGGGCUAGCAGAUCAGAGGUUCAACUCCGACCCUAAACAGCAGGUGUCUGAGGUCGACAGGCGAGGGGACGGCUCUCCGCCAGCACACGGGGACAGCUUGAGCCGCCUUGCUUCCGCAGUUCCAGGUGAGCGGUCCGGCUCGCACAGGGGCGUGGCAGGGGGCGUGUUCUGCAUUCGCCCCGCCCCUCAGCCGGGCCCUGCCGCGCCGCUGCGGCUCCGCCCUCCUCCUUCCGUCACCGCUUCUUCCGUCGGUGGUUUCUUCCUUCCUGCUUCGCCCGCAUCUUUCGCGAUAUGGGGGAGAGCGUUCUUUUCGGCAGCACCACCUGAGGAUUUUCUGGAGCCGCCCCUCGCGAUGGAAGAGGAUCAGGAGCUGGAGAGGAAAGCCAUAGAAGAAUUGCUAAAGGAGGCAAAGCGUGGGAAAACCAGAGCAGAGACCAUGGGACCAAUGGGCUGGAUGAAGUGUCCUCUUGCUGGUACAAAUAAAAGAUUCCUAAUUAACACAAUUAAGAACACCUUGCCCUCCCAUAAAGAGCAAGAGCAUGAACAAAAAGAGGGCAGCAAGGAACCUAGCCAGAGCCAAGACCAGAAAGAAACAAACUCAAAGAAGCACAGAAGCCGCUCGUCUAAGCGCAGCCUGCACUCAGCCCGAGGCUCGCCCCCGAGGAAACGGGCCUCCAGGGACAAGGGUGACCACCGAACCAGCAGGCGAUGAGCGAGCUGCAGGGCCAGCCCAGUACUGUGCCUGCCACCAGGUGCAGUGAGGACAGGGAGGUGACAGGGCUCUGACACCUGAGAAUGACUUUGCAGUGGGCCCUUUGCUUUAAGAUGUCGUUAUUGUUAAAAGAAAAAAAAAAAAAAAAACCCUUUUACUAAAACAAACCCUUGUCCUGAAGGUGUCAUGGAAGACGACUUAGCAUUGCUAGGCACAUACAUGUUGUUUUAUCCUGUCUUGUUUGCAAGUUAGUUUCAAAACAAACAGUUCUAGAAUUUGAAAUUUUCAGGUUGUUAAAAACUAGUCCCAGUUUUUUGAUGUACUGCACUUUUUGUGGUCAUUUCCCAGAAUUUCUCAAAAUAAAAUACUUAAGAAA
Molecule: messenger RNA, 1099 nt
Organism: Phodopus roborovskii (desert hamster)
Lineage: Eukaryota; Metazoa; Chordata; Mammalia; Rodentia; Cricetidae
Gene: Polr1d
Product: RNA polymerase I and III subunit D
Exons: 3
Coding region: 364-723 (119 amino acids)
Biological process (GO): DNA-templated transcription
Cellular component (GO): RNA polymerase I complex; RNA polymerase III complex
Molecular function (GO): DNA binding; protein dimerization activity; DNA-directed RNA polymerase activity
Source: RefSeq, a predicted model, not a curated record